Notodromas monacha is the source of this 1067-nucleotide messenger RNA. Lineage: Eukaryota; Metazoa; Arthropoda; Ostracoda; Podocopida; Cyprididae. The record is from the annotation of a GenBank genome assembly.
UUAUUCAGAGCGAAUGAAUCAAGUUCGCAGAGUAGUGGUUCAUGUGCCGGAUUUGGCUGGCGAAUUCCGAAGGGCGGCGUUUUUGCAAUGUCUGGUGGAUUACUUCGGAAUGGAUACCAGUGGAACCGUGGAUGUGGAAUUGACUGAAGGUGUUUUGAAACUCAAGCCCUCACUACCGGGUGUGAUCCAUGAACCCGGUAUGUUGAGUGUCUGGGCGAAUCGAGCCACUGCAGUCAAGCUGACGCAUCCGCCAUUUUGUCCAGUGAGCUGCAUUUCCCCUGAAGAAAAAUUGCGUAUUCCGGAAGAAAUCGUCGAUCGUGGUGUGGACGUUGGUGUCGUGGUGAUUCUGGAAUCCUCGGAUCGGAAAAUUCUGUUGACCAGACGAUCAGCUACCAUGAGAACUUUUCCCAACACCUGGGUUCCACCUGGUGGUCACAUUGAGCAGGGCGAAACUUUGAUACAAGCUGGAAUGCGGGAGCUAAUGGAAGAAACGGGACUCAACGUGGGCUUUAAAAACUCGAAAUUGCCGCCGUGGGAUUCGUGUGAAGUACUGGGGCUUUGGGAAUCAGUUUUCCCGUAUGAAUUGCCACUAGGUCUUCCCGUCAGGCAUCACGUGGUCAUUUAUUUGCACUGCCGUUGUCCAAUUACGUCUGAGGCCAUGAAUGAUCUCGUCCAGCUUGACUCAGUUGAAGUCGGUGCCUGUGCUUGGUUGAGUCCUGAGGUCGUGGAAGCUGUGGCGGAAAAUAAACCGUUACCCGACGGUCAUGAAGUUCAGCUCACUGUAGUCGAUUCCAAUGGUUGCCAAAGGCGAGACGUGAUUGAAAAUUUUGUCGAGUUCACGAGACAGAGAGUAUUGAAUGACUCAUCAGGUGGGGGUCGGUUAAGCACUGGCACUCAAUACGCCCUGAAGCUUUUACACACUGCUCGGAAUAGUCCGGCGUGAUAUGUAUCUGUACAUGUCAAGGAUUGUUUUUUUUUCAACUAUGUAGGAGUUUUUUGAAGAGAAAAUUGAUUUGUUAUUGUUUGGGUGUCAAUUGGAUGGAAAUGUAUACUUGUUGCUUGCAGAA